This is a messenger RNA of Dovyalis caffra, 1875 nucleotides long. The record is from the annotation of a GenBank genome assembly. NCBI's taxonomy places the organism in Eukaryota, Viridiplantae, Streptophyta, Magnoliopsida, Malpighiales, Salicaceae.
AUGAAUAAAACAGGAGCUGAGGACUUGGGGGAUUUCUAUCCAAUCCGACCUGAGUGCCAAGCUGAUACUCCCAAGCCCCGUUUCAAGCCCAGGGCUGGGAAAACUCUUAGUGAAAGAAGGUGGAAUGCUGCGUUCUCUGAAGAUGGUCAUUUGAAUAUUGAAAAGGUGCUUAGACGGAUUCAGCGGGGGGGUGUUCAUCCUUCAAUUAAAGGGUCAGUAUGGGAAUUCUUGUUAGGAUGCUUUGAUCCCAACAGCACCUAUGAUGAACGGAAUCAGCUCAGGCAACAUAGGAGGGAGCAGUACAGCAGGUGGAAAGCUGAGUGUCAAUACAUGGUUCCAGUUAUUGGUAGCGGAAAGCUUAUUACAACGCCCAUAAUUACUGAUCAUGGUCAACCAGUAAUUGAUUAUUCAAUAACUGAUGAUAAAGGCCAACAAGUAAACAGUUCUUUUUCAGACAAGAGAUCAAUUCAAUGGAUGCUUGCCUUGCCUCAAAUUGGUUUGGAUGUUGUUCGCACAGACCGAGCUCUUUCCUUUUAUGAGAGUGAAAAAAAUCAGGCUAAACUUUGGGAUAUUCUUGCCGUUUAUGCCUGGGUGGAUAAUGAUAUUAGUUAUGUCCAAGGAAUGAAUGAUAUUUGCUCUCCAAUGAUAAUUCUUCUUGAAAAUGAAGCAGAUGCCUUUUGGUGUUUUGAGCAUGCAAUGCGGAGACUGAGAGAAAACUUCAGGUCCAGUGCAAGUUCAAUGGGGGUGCAAACUCAGCUGAGUACACUUUCACAAGUAAUUAAAAUAGUUGAUCCGAAGCUUCAUCAACACCUUGAGGAUGUAGAUGGUGGCGAAUAUUUAUUUGCAUUUCGCAUGUUGAUGGUUCUCUUUCGAAGAGAAUUCUCCUUUGCGGAUGCUCUGUACCUUUGGGAGCUGAUGUGGGCCAUGGAGUACAAUCCAAACAUUUUCUCUUUAUAUGAGAAGCCUAUUGCAGAGUCUGAUAAGAGUGCUGCACCUAUGUUGAAUAAUAAGCUGCUAAAGCAGUGUGGCAAGUUUGAGAGGAAAAAAGUGAAGACUGGAUGUAAGGACCAAGAGAGUGCACUUGCUGUUUUUCUUGUUGCCAGUGUUCUUGAGGCCAAGAACAAGAGAAUUCUGAAAGAGGCCAAGGGUCUAGAUGAUGUCGUCCAGAUAUUGAACGAUAUUACUGGAAAUAUGGAUGCUAGAAAGGUAUGCAAAGAGGCAUUGAAGAUUUAUAAAAAGUACCUGAGCAAGUUCUGGAACGCAGUCGUUUCAAGUCUUUCCACAUUGGCAGAUUCUGACCUCGACCUCUCUUUCACAGCUAAUAAGUAUAGUGUAAGAAUGGAGGGAAAUGUAAUUGCUGCAGCCUUGGAAAAGAUUGAGCACGUCAAGUCUCCAGAGGGAGAAGUGCUUACCAUGCCUUUCUUGGAUCUGUGCAAAACAGUACUGCCUGUUUUAGACAACUUUGGACCAGCCAUGGCACCUGCAAAAUCUGAUAUUGGUGGUAACAUAUCGAGGCUGGAGAAUAUGUAUUUGUCCAACCAAUCAGAAUUCAAUCACUUGUACAUGAUAGUGAGGUCAGAAAUUGAAUCUAAAAAGGCUAAAUCUUCAUCCAGUUGCACAAAUGCCUUACUUUGGCUGACAAGGGCCAUGGAUUUCUUGUCAGAACUGUUCUGCAACUUAUUGGCGCAUCCGGACUGGAGCAUGUCACAUGUUGCCUUGAAGUUGGCUCCGGAUAGGAAGAAAUUUAUGAGUGUAGUAGGUGUCAAAGGAGAUGAUGUUUCUGAUAUGGAAAAAUUCAGUGGAAGGUUCUCGCCUUUAUUAGAAGAGAAUCACAAGUUCUUGGCUAGUGUUGGAAUGGACAACUUGAAAGCUUGA